Messenger RNA from Aspergillus nidulans FGSC A4, 1044 nucleotides. RefSeq lists its product as uncharacterized. The transcript is spliced from 6 exons. The record is from RefSeq and is a predicted model, not a curated record. Gene Ontology annotation, biological process: L-tryptophan catabolic process. Bases 1 to 1044 code for a protein of 347 amino acids. NCBI's taxonomy places the organism in Eukaryota, Fungi, Ascomycota, Eurotiomycetes, Eurotiales, Aspergillaceae. Gene Ontology annotation, molecular function: arylformamidase activity.
AUGGCAGACAGCAAGUUGUCCCAGUCGCCCUACGACAUUCCCUAUGAUGAGCUAGCCAACCCCAGACAGGUGUGGGUAGGAGAGCCCGGAAGCGAAGAGGAAGGAAAGGCAAAGCUCGGCAUGCUGACCCCAGAGGUGGUUCACGGGGCGGCAGCGUCCGAAAUUCGGACUGGCCGUCGCGUUACCAUGGGGUGGACAUUGACGGAAUUGGGGUAUCCCAAUCUCGGUCGACAGCCGUGUAAACAUCGAAUCGUGCCACUGCUAGACGGUUUGGCGUUCGAUGACUAUUACGAAUUCAAUCCGCAACAGAGUAGCCAAUGGGACGGGCUUCGACAUUUUUCCCAGACCGUUCCUGGACAGAGCGAGCGUGUCUUCUAUGGCGGUACAACAGCUGCCGAGAUCUACGAUCGGAAGAAUGACCGCAUCGGCAUGCAGCAUUGGGCCAAGGAAGGCAUUGCAGGCCGCGGCGUCUUGAUUGACUACGCCAGUUGGGCGAAGAAGAAAGGGAUCAAGUACAGCACCUUCUCGACCCAUCAAGUCCGCCUGUCGGAUAUACAGGAGAUUGCCAAAGAAUGCGAGAUUGAAUUCAAGAAGGGCGAUAUCCUAUUUGUGCGGAUUGGGGUUACCGAAGAAUGGGAUACUAUGACGGAGGCCCAGAAGCAAGAGUAUUCCAACAACAGCAAACCCUUACACGCCGGCGUGGAAGCCACCGAGGAUAUGCUGCGGUGGCUAUGGAAUGAGAAAUUCGCUGCGAUUGCCAGUGACGCUAUCAGUUGGGAGGUUUAUCCGCCUCAGUCCGAUAUUUUCCUGCAUGAGUACGUUCUGGCUGGAUGGGGAAUGCCAAUUGGCGAACUUUUCGAUCUGGAAGCUCUAGCUCGAAUGUGCAUUGAACACAAGCGCUGGAGCUUCUUCGUAGCGUCGAUUCCACUCAACAUGCCAGGGGUGCCCGCCACACCCAAAGCUCCUGAAGUGCUUGACCAGAGCAACAUCAGCAAGUUUCAGCACGCCUCGAUCGUGAUGGAUGUAUUUGAAACCAGAGGAUAG